UCUUUUAAAAAUCUUCGCGAUUAGUAGUACUUUUGUUAUACAAUUUCUUAAAAAAGAAGUUAUUUUGAUGUACAAUGUUGAAUUUCUGCUAUUUAUUUAAAUCCGUAUUUUCUAUUAAAAUAACAAAUAAGUAUAAACCCACAAAACAAAAUGAGAUGUCACGUGUCGGAAAACUUUUUGCAACGGAUGUGACACGUGCAAAACAAUGAAAGACAAGAGAUUCUUAAGGUUAAUUAAAAAAAUUGUUGGUCUCAAGAAAAAAUUUCAUCAAACUAGGUACCAAUUUUGAAGAAAAUUACUUUAGUAGUUAAAAUUGAAGCUCUAUGUAUGGGGAUAAAGACGAAUUUGGGACCCACUUUUUCCCCCAUUUCCUACUAUCGAUCGUGAUGGUAUGUCGUUGAAUUCUACUUCGAAAAAGAUUCUAAGCAAAUUUAUCUUCAAAGUAACAGUUCGAAAUUGUUGUUUUUCCUGAAAAGAAGAAACUAAAACGACAAGAUGUGACAAAAGCUCACAAUUUUCACACUUGACUCACUUGUAAUCCGCCAUUCCAUUUGUAUUAUGUCGUUUUUCUCAACUCGUAAUCCACCUCCAUUUGUAUUAAACUCCCUUUUGCAUCUUACACAUGGUUGACCACACUGUUUAAAAUCUACUACAAUUUCACAAAAAAUUCGAAUUGGCACCACCAACAUUUCUCUUGUCACCCAAAUGACAGCCUCAAGUGAAAUGUCAUUCGCUGUAAAUAAACUGGGUGGUAGACAGAAAAAGAAAAUAGAAAAUAUAUUUCUUUAAAAAACUUUUUAAUUGAAUUUUCUUUAAAAAAGUUAAAAUGAGUGCAAAGCACUUAUGUUUUCGUUGGGCAGUAGACUUAAGAAGCUUUACACCUUCACUUACACAACUUACAUCAGCAUGUUUGUUAGUUCAACCUGAAGAAAAAACACGACUUAUAAAAUUCCAUUUUAUUGAUGAUUUUCUUUCGUCACUCGUCGGCCGUUUGUUAAUGAGGAAAUUCGUCAGCGAAACCACAAACAUUAAACACAAUGAUAUUAUAUUCGACCGUGAUGUUCGAGGGAAACCCUAUCUCAAGAAUUCCAAACCAGAUUCACCUCAAAUUAGUUUCAACGUUUCUCAUCAUGGUAGUAUGGUUGUUUUAGCUGGUGUGGUUGUGAAUGUUCAUCAACAGACUACUGAUGAUGAUUCACAACAACAAAAUACACCAUCAUUGACAACAGCAACAACAACAGACUUUGGAGUUGGCAUUGAUGUCAUGAAAAUAGAAUACACUGGCGGCAAGACACUCUCUGAAUUCUUUCGUAUAAUGACGAGGAACUUCUCGGCUAGCGAAUGGCGCUACAUUAACCGCACCCAUCAUACGACCGAGCAGGCUAAAUUGAAAGCAUUCAUACGAAACUGGUGUCUGAAGGAGAGCUUUGUAAAGAACAUUGGUGUUGGCAUAUCGAUUGACUUGCAAAAGAUAAGUUUUGCCAUACAAUCGGACGACCUGGACACAGAUAACAUUGUCACAAGUACUAAAUUGAGUAUUGAUGAUGUUCCGGCUACAAUGUGGCUUUUUGAGGAGCAUAUGUUAGAUAAGGAACAUUGUGUAGCAAUUGCUUUUAGAAAUUGCAUUCCUAGCGAAGAGGGCGAGUUUAAAUUUUUCAAUUUCGAUGAGUUACUUGUGGGUGGUGUGGACAAAGGUGCGCCUGCGAUGGAAGAAUGUAAAGAAUAUUGUCGCAAUGUUCUGAAGAAGGAACGAAAGCAAAUUAGGUCAUAGCAAUAAAUUUUCUCUUGUAAUUUAAUUGAAAAAAAAAAAAAAAAAAAAAUAGAAUUAUUUUCUGUAAUAAAAUAUCUUUUUUUAAACUCAACAUGUCUUUGUAAAGAUUAUUCGCUACAUGGCAUGUCUGUGUUGAUAGUUUGUGAAUUAAUUUACUCGGAAAAUGAAUGGCAUUUCCAGGAUUGGUAUUUAUUUAUUUCACUUGUCUGUGUUGUCUGUUAUAGGGGAAUGGGAUUUGUAAGUUCUAGUUUUUGAAUCGGAUAACGGUUGAGUUAAUGGGAGUUUUAUUGCUAUCAUUACAAUCGUAUGUGUGUGUCGGUUGAUCCAAAUUACUUUUACAAAUCCUUACUGUCUGCCUAUAAGUCUAGUCUUGUUUAAGUAUGUCUACAUUUAAAUUCGAGGAAAAGAAAUAAAAAUCAAUUUUGGGGGUAAAUUUUAUUAUUUUUCUUUUUUUUUCGUACCAGCUGGUUCCUAGUACCGAUUUGGAAUAAUUCAAUGCAUGUUUGGAAGGAAUAUAUAAAUAUUAAUGAUUAUCAAUUGAGCUGAUAAGUUAUUUUUUGGUGGUAAAUUUUUUGGUAAAGGGGAUUUUAGUAACAAAUUUCAAAACUUUUCGCAAACUUUGCAGGAAUUUUUUUUUCCAUAAUAAGUUAGGGUUUCUAGCUUAAAUGGUAUUUUGUUCUGUUGUAGAAAGUACUCAUAAACCAACAAUUUUGAUUCAGAUUUGAUAGUUUUCGACCGAUAGCAAAUACGUUAAUGGCUGGACACCAGUUAAAGCUUAUUUUUUAUGUGUUGUAGUUUUCAAAUGUAUACUUUUUGCAUACUUACUUCCAAGUUCCAAACUGUUAGAGGAUAGGUGAAUGUGCUAUGUCCCCUCUCAGAAAGUCGUCUCAAAUUUUACUCAGAAAGUCGUUGCAGAUUAAUUUCGACCUGAUCUGUCUUUCAGAUACUAAGACUUUUCCUCGGUUUUUUGUACCUUUGCGGUUGCCGUUUAACAGACUGAAUGUGCAUUUGCUCUAUGUUUAAUUUGUGGCCUCUUCAAGCAAGCAUCAUCCAGCAUCUUCUGAAGGCGUGUGCCUUUGGCAGGCAAAACAUGUCAUGGUGCGAUGCACCGAGACUAUUAACAAUACUAACCCUCUAUAAGCAGGUAUGAAAUCGAUAAAAAGAGGUCUAUAACGAUCUUGAAAUUUAGGGUCUGUAUUUUUCGCAGUUCGAAUUCCAUCGUCAAUCGCUGACGGCAAAUGAUUGUCUUAUUAGACCAUCAGUAAACAGCUUGAGAUGUUCAUAAAAGGCAAUGUGCAAAAGACUGAAGUCUCGUCGGUUGACAGAUAGGACCUGAUAGUGUUACUAUACUAUUUUUUGGUUUUUUUUUUACGCCAAAAAUCCUGUUACGAGCCUUUUUAAAAUGACUUUUUAUUUAGGUUAAUUUAUCUUAAAAAAAAAUCUAAAUCAACCAUUCACAAUUAAUUGACAAAUACUAUUUUGUAUUAAUAAUAACCACCAGCAAUCUGUUGGUCUAACUAGUACACCAAUCUUCAAAGCGUGCCAACUAUUCGUGUCAUGCUAUAUGAAGUGGAACAAAUGCAUCCACUCGUCCUUUUUCUGGACAAUUUUAAGUACAAGCAAACGAACAAUAAUACAAAAUGUUUCCCUAUUUUAGAAUCCGCCCCCGUCUAUUUGUAUUGUCAUCAAGAAAAUUACCGUAGACGGCCUUCAACAAUUGAAAGAAAAUCCAUUAAUAUUUCACCCCAUUCCAUAAAACAACAAUAAGCUAUGUAUAACAAGCAUGCACUUUGAAUUGCAACAAUUUUCAUUUAUUGCCACUCUUUCAUUCACAAAAUAGGUUACCCAUGCCCACCGACACACAUUUUUUUUUGUAUUUUACAUGUUGCCGACCUAAGGUUUUUAUUUUUAAAUCGUUUUCGAUCUGAUUGAUGGCAAUUCUACCCUUGUUCACCAAACAAAAAAAAAUACCUUUCCCCUCAGAAGAAAACAACCAAACAAAGACGUUAUCGUCAGGGAGGGGUGUCAGAAUUAAAAGGCCGCUCUAGGGUAAAGUAACGAACCCUCAAGCCAAAAAUGAUCUUAAGUGUUUAGGUUCGUUUGGCUAUGAGGGAUUAUAUCUGAAAAGGGUGAGGGCAUUUGUGUUCAGGCAGAACACCGAAAGCGAUCGCAUUGCAAAAUUAAAUUUAGGCCACCAGGCAGGAGGUUGUCGAAGCGCAAAUACAAUUUUAAUAAUGAAACUCGAUCAGACAGAAAAUUUUUUUUGUUUACUUUUUAUAUUUGGUUUGAUAUUUAUUUCCUAUAUGGUUAGAGCCCUUGAAAAACACAUCCGAAGAGGUUUUUUACGAUUAUAUUCCAUAGUAUUACAUUAGACGGUAUAUGAAUGCGGUGUUUGAAUUAAAUUUUGAUUCGCAUGAUCGCCGGCAGGUGUGACAUUGAUAAACAUUACUAGCUUUUGAUUAAGAAUGACUGGUAAACUCACCCUUUGGUUUUUAAAAAAACACAAAAUUGUUUUUAUUACACGGGUCGCCAGGAAAUAUGGUUCCGCUUCAUUAGGAUUUGAAGAAAUUCUUCCAAAAAUAUUUUGUUUCGCGGUUGAUUGAAUAGCGAACAUUUUUAUAAUAAUAAAUUCGAAAUUAGGUAUUGUGAAUUUAUAUAAAUUUGUAUGGAAUAUAGAACGUGCUUCUUUCAGAUUUCCAGAAAUAAUUUUUAUUUAUCGCUUCAUUUGAAAUUAAAUUGUUCAAGUGUGUUGAAUCUUGGAGCGAAUCCAAAAUGUUGUCAAUUUCAUGUUUUUGACUGCGGUAUGAUCUAUAAAGUAUAGAUUUAUGGAAGUAGUAUGCUAAGUGUGUUGCUACUUAAAUUAAUUUUAAUUGAAAGAAACAAUGUGGCAUACAUUAGGAUUUUCAACAAUUAUACGAAAAUAUAUACAUACAUAUUUCGCAAAUUAUAUUUUCAUAAUCAUAAUAAACUGAAAAGGUUGAAUGACUCAGAAAAUCUUCAUCCAAAGAUAAGUACAGUUGAACAUUUGGUCAAUUUGUUUUUAUGUGAGUUUACGAAAAACUAUUUUUUAAAUUUAGUUUUAACAGCUAUCUAGAGCUGUUAGCUGAAACGAAACUUAAGGAUUUAAGUUGUGACAGUUUAUGCAGACGAAAAAGUAGGGAAUAAGAUUUUUAAGUUUGGUUUCAACAAAUGGGUCUAAGACGACUUUCAUUUUAAACUUUCACGUGAAUCAUAUACAUAGCUGAAUAGCUAUUAAAGGUAUGAAACCGUAAACCGCUGUCAACAUAAUUUCGUACUGAGGCUGUCUUCCUUGAAUUUCUUAUUUUAAUUUAUGCUGAGUAAUUUUCAUACCUGCAUAUAUUGUAAAAAAGGAGCACUUAGCUCAACACAAAUGUUUUAUGAUUGUGGAAAUCAAAUCUAGGUCGAUUUCAUUAUUUAGGAUGCCUUUUUCGCAUUACUGAUUUCUACUAAAGCAUUCUAGGAGCUUGUUUAGUGCUGGGGUGAAUUAUAUUUGAUUUAAUGGGUGUCCCAAGAAUAACAGUCUAUUAUAAGUCGUUAAGUAAGCCUUGUUUUGGCUAGUGUAAAUGAGCAGUAGAAAAAGUGGACCACAAGCAAAGUUCGAAGUUUCCCAGCAUCCGUUAAAAUAUAACGAAGAGAUUUUGUUUGAGUAUUUGGCAGUGAACAGUCAACACGACCUCAUGCAAAGGGCUGUUUGAGUUUUCUGUUCUAGCAACGCGAAGUGUGUUAUUUUUUUAAAUUUUUUUCUAGAGGGAUUCCUUGUGUCCCUACGAUUGAACUUUGCUGUUCUGGAAAAACCUUUGAUAUUUGCUAUCGAUUCACAAUAAUUUUACCAACUUUAUUUCUUAAGGGGUAAUAACACCUUGUAAACCAUGAAAUCGAGCGUCAUUUUCAUCAGCGUAUAAAACAAAGAAGAAAUAUUAUUUACUUUUGGUGUUUGUUUAGUUUAAUUAAGUAUAUUUUUAGGUAACAGAAUAGGCUUAUGUUAAAUUUUUUAAUGAUGUGAAAUUUUUUAAAUGGCUGUGUAGUUAAGGAUGACAGUAAAAUCCUGUGCUCCCAUCGGGCGACCAACUAACUCCUACAGUUUUUAACCGAUUGGGCUGAAAUUUUGUGUGGAGCUUAAAAAUACUAUUCUCUAGUAAAGUACGUAGGAAAUA
Molecule: messenger RNA, 5946 nt
Organism: Episyrphus balteatus (marmalade hoverfly)
Lineage: Eukaryota; Metazoa; Arthropoda; Insecta; Diptera; Syrphidae
Product: L-aminoadipate-semialdehyde dehydrogenase-phosphopantetheinyl transferase
Exons: 1
Coding region: 827-1771 (314 amino acids)
Cellular component (GO): cytosol
Molecular function (GO): holo-[acyl-carrier-protein] synthase activity; magnesium ion binding
Source: RefSeq, a predicted model, not a curated record